AUGGGGGACAUGAAGACCCCCGACUUCGACGACCUGCUGGCGGCCUUCGACAUCCCCGACAUGGUGGACCCCAAGGCGGCCAUCGAGUCGGGGCACGACGAGCACGAGGGCCACGUCAAGGCCGCCGCCCACGCCGAGGACGACGGCCACGCCCCCUCCUCCUCCGACGUGGGGGUGAGCGUCAUCGUCAAGAACGUGCGCACCAUCGACCAGGCCGAGGGCGCCGCCGACAAGGACGGCCACCACGCGGCGGGCAACGGCCUGCACAACGGCUUCCUGAGCUCGGCGGCGCUCGAGGGCUACGGCAAAGACGAGGGGAAGGCGCUGAAAGGCGACGGCUCGGCCGCCGAGACGCCGCUGAAGGACUCGGCGUUCAACCAGUUCAGCCCCAUCUCCAGCGCCGAGGAGUUCGACGACGACGAGAGGAUCGAGGUGGACGACCCCCCGGACAAAGAGGAGGCGCGGGGAAGUUUCAGGGCCAACGUCCUGGCUCCGCAGGAAUACGACAAACUGAAGGCGCUGGGGGGGGAGAACCUGAUUAAAUCUGGAAUUCCUCUCUCCAACAGUCUGGAGAAAAACAAAGCGGCGAAACGGGAGGCGGAGACGAACUCCGUGAAUUUGAGCGUCUUCGAGCCUUUUAAAGCCCGAAAAGCAGAGGACAAAUUGCUGAAAGACAGCUCCGACAAGCUCCUGGAAAACAGAGCGCCGGAUGGGAAACCCAGUACCGAGAAGAGCGACGCGAAUCUCGCCAGCGUUUCCCAGGCCAAAGCGAAAUCAUCGGCAAAGCUCUCCUCCUGCAUCGCCGCCAUCGCGGCGCUGAGCGCUAAGAAGGCGGCUACUGACGGCGCUAAAGACUUACAGGCCAACUCAGGGGAGGCUUCUCCCUUACCGAAAGACACGAGCGAGAGUCCCCGGGCCGUCGAUAAGUCACCCGAGUCUCAGAGCCUCAUCGACGGCGCCAAGAAGCCGCCCGUCAAAGCCCCCGACAGUCCCAGGAGCGUGUCGAGCGAGAACAGCAGCAAAGGGUCGCCGUCUUCCCCCGCGGGCUCCACGCCGGCCAUUCCCAAGGUUCGCAUCAAAACCAUCAAGACGUCCUCGGGGGAGAUCAAGAGAACUGUGACCAGGGUGUUGCCGGAAGUCGAGCUGGACUCUGGGAGAAAGCCCGAGCAGAGCUCGCCCGCGGUGACGUCGGUGACGUCUCUGCUGUCCUCGCCGCCGUCCGCUGCCGUGCUGUCCUCUCCUCCCAGAGCCCCCCCGCAGUCCUCGGCGGUCGCCAGCGCGGUCGGCUCUCCGGAACUGGCCCCCAAGCAGGUCACCAUCAAACCCGUGGCCACGGCCUUCCUGCCCGUGUCGGCGGUGAAGACGGCGGGCUCGCAGGUGAUCAACCUGAAGCUGGCCAACAACACCACGGUGAAAGCCACCGUCAUCUCGGCCGCCUCGGUGCAGAGCGCCAGCAGCGCCAUCAUCAAAGCCGCCAACGCCAUCCAGCAGCAGACGGUGGUGGUGCCCGCCUCCAGCCUGGCCGGCGCCAAACUCGUGCCCAAGACGGUGCACCUGGCCAACCUGAACCUCCUGCCGCAGGGCGCCCAGGCCGCCUCCGAGCUGCGCCAGGUGCUCGCCAAACCCCAGCAGCAGAUCAAGCAGGCCAUCAUCUCCGCCGCCGCCGCCGCCUCCUCGCAGCCCUCCAAGAAAGUGUCGCGGGUGCAGGUGGUGUCGUCGCUGCAGAGCUCCGUGGUGGAGGCCUUCAACAAGGUGCUGAGCAGCGUCAACCCCGUGCCCGUCUACGUGCCCAACCUCAGCCCCCCCGCCAGCGCCGGCAUCACGCUGCCCACGCGGGGCUACAAGUGCCUGGAGUGCGGCGACUCCUUCGCCCUGGAGAAGAGCCUGAGCCAGCACUACGAGCGGCGCAGCGUGCGCAUCGAGGUCACCUGCAACCACUGCACCAAGAACCUGGUGUUCUACAACAAGUGCAGCCUGCUGUCGCACGCCCGCGGCCACAAGGAGAAGGGCGUGGUGAUGCAGUGCUCCCACCUGAUCCUCAAACCCGUGCCGGCCGAUCAGAUGAUCGCCGCUCCUCCCGGCGCCGCCGCCGCGCCGCAGAGCCCAGCGGGAUCCCUGGCCAAGGCGCAGCCCGGCUCGGCAGGCGCGGUGAUCUCCGCCCCGGCGAGCUCUCCCGUCGUUCCGGCCAUGCCGCUGGACGAAGAUCCCUCCAGACUCUGUAGGCACAGCCUGAAGUGCUUGGAGUGCAACGAGGUUUUCCAGGAGGAGACGUCUCUCGCCACUCACUUCCAGCAGGCGGCUGACGCCAGCGGACAAAAGACGUGCCCCAUCUGCCAGAUGCUGCUGCCCAACCAGUGCAGCUUCGCCUCGCACCAGCGGAUCCACCAGCACAAAUCUCCCUACACGUGCCCCGAGUGCGGAGCCAUCUGCAGGUCCGUCCACUUCCAGACCCACGUCACCAAGAACUGCCUGCACUACACCCGCAGAGUGGGCUUCCGCUGCCUGCACUGCAACGUCGUCUACUCCGACGUGGCGGCCCUCAAGUCCCACAUCCAAGGCUGUCACUGUGAGGUCUUCUACAAGUGUCCCAUCUGCCCCAUGGCCUUCAAAUCGGCGCCCAGCACCCACUCCCACGCCUACACCCAGCACCCCGGCAUCAAGAUCGGCGAGCCAAAAAUAAUAUAUAAAUGCUCUAUGUGUGACACUGUGUUUACUCUGCAACCUUUGCUCUAUCGCCACUUUGAUCAGCACGUUGAGAACCAGAAGGUGUCUGUUUUCAAGUGUCCCGACUGUUCCCUUCUCUAUGCCCAGAAACAGCUUAUGAUGGAUCACAUCAAGUCUAUGCACGGCACUCUGAAAAGCGUGGAGGGGCCGCCGAACCUGGGGAUCAAUCUGCCUCUCAGCACCAAACCCCCCCCUCAGAACUCCACCGGUCACAGCAAGGAGGACCCCAAAUCUGUCAAUGGAAUGGAGAGGCUGGAGAAACAAUCUCCAUCGCCCAUCAAGAGAGCGGAGGCCAAGAAAGUGGCCAGCCCCGGCUGGACGUGUUGGGAGUGCGACAGGUUAUUUACACAGAGGGAUGUUUACAUCUCCCACAUGAGGAAAGAGCACGGCAAGCAAAUGAAGAAACACCCGUGCCGCCAGUGCGACAAAUCCUUCAGCUCCUCCCACAGCUUGUGCCGCCACAACCGCAUCAAGCACAAAGGCAUCCGCAAGGUCUACACCUGCUCGCACUGCCCCGAUUCGAGGCGUACCUUCACCAAGAGGCUGAUGCUGGAGAAGCACAUCCAGCUGAUGCACGGCAUCAAGGACCCCGACGUGAAGGAGAUGGCCGAGGCUGCCGACGCGGAAGAGAGGGAGGUGAAGGAAGACACGAAGGUUCCCAGCCCCAAGCGGAAACUGGACGAGCCCCUCCUGGAGUUCCGGCCCCCGCGAGGCGCCAUCACCCAGCCCUUAAAGAAGCUGAAGAUCAACGUCUUCAAGGUGCACAAGUGCGCCGUGUGCGGCUUCACCACCGAGAACCUGCUGCAGUUCCACGAGCACAUCCCCCGCCACAAAUCCGACGGCUCGUCCUACCAGUGCCGCGAGUGCGGGCUGUGCUACACCUCCCACGUGUCCCUGUCCCGCCACCUCUUCAUCGUGCACAAGCUGAAGGAGCCGCAGCCGGCGGCCAAGCAGAACGGGGCGGGCGAGGAGGAGGAGGAGGAGAACCGGCGGGACAACAAACCCGACGGCCAGGGCGGGGGAGCCGCCGGCGGCGGCGGCGGCGGAGGCGGCGGCGGCGCCGCCGGCGACCGGCGCUGCAAGGUGUGCGCCAAGACUUUCGAGACCGAGGCCGCCCUCAACACCCACAUGAGGACGCACGGCAUGGCCUUCAUCAAGUCCAAGCGCAUGAGCUCGGCCGACAAGUGA
This is a messenger RNA of Empidonax traillii (willow flycatcher), 3912 nucleotides long. It is a transcript of the gene ZNF532, whose product is annotated as zinc finger protein 532. NCBI's taxonomy places the organism in Eukaryota, Metazoa, Chordata, Aves, Passeriformes, Tyrannidae. The transcript has 8 exons. The record is from RefSeq and is a predicted model, not a curated record. The coding region runs from base 1 to 3912 and encodes 1303 amino acids.